AUGACCGCGAUUUCGAACAAGAUCAACUGUUCUAGAUUCUAUUUUGAAUGGAAGGGCCACCAGAUACAGGAUAUUGCCACGUUUCAUGCCAUUGCCGCAGAACGGAGACCAAACAAGCCUAUUGUAUACCUGGCGGGCGACUCCUCGCUGGACAACAAAUACUGGGUUCACUCUAAUAGGGAACUGCAAGUCCAAGUUCCCGAAAUAUACGAGCAUACGCUGGACAGACCCACACCCAAGCCUGAUGUCGCAUUCUGGAUAAACCACUUCUUAGGCGAUAGCGCAACGUGCAUCAACACCGCCGUGGAAGAGUCCAUGCUUCGCGAACGAGACCAAGAGCUGCUCUCGCACGACGUGUUUAUUCGUGACAACAUUCGACCUGAAGAUGUCGUCAUUGUCAGCGUGGGUGCCAAUGACAUUGCGCUCAAGCCGCUUCCCUGCACGAUCCGGCACAUGCUCCAGCUGGCCUGGGCGACUCCUCGGUCUUCACUCGACAAUGGAACCGCCUCGUCGCUUGAGUAUUUCAGGGAAAUGUUUGGCCCGAGAAUUCAAGACUACGUCGAGCGCUUGACUGCCAAAGCGAGGCCACGAGCCGUCAUCAUCUGCAUGAUCUACUUCCCGCUUGAAUGGGGACUUGGUCAGCAGAGCUGGGCUGAUACUCAGCUCAAGGCUUUGGGCUACAACACGUGGCCUGGACAGCUACAGACAGCCAUUAGCACGUUGUAUAGGAUGGCGACGCAGAACAUUACAGUCAGGGGCACUGAAGUCGUGCCUUGUGCUCUACACGAAGUACUAGACGGGAAAGUUGCAAGCGACUACACUGCUAGGGUUGAACCGAAUGAAGAGGGUGGCAAGAAGAUGGCAAGAAGGUUUGCUGAACUUUUGAAUGGUAUACUCUCUACUGGAUGA
This is a messenger RNA of Ascochyta rabiei, 909 nucleotides long. RefSeq lists its product as uncharacterized. Bases 1 to 909 code for a protein of 302 amino acids. Lineage: Eukaryota; Fungi; Ascomycota; Dothideomycetes; Pleosporales; Didymellaceae. The record is from RefSeq and is a predicted model, not a curated record. The transcript has a single exon.